GUUUGACCGGUUGCUCCGUCACUGUGCCUGAUUGAAUUUACUCGCAACAAACAUUACAGUCCUGAUGGGAUGUAUGAGCGGUGUGGUCAGUUGGCAUUGCAAGAGCCGAGCAUAAACGAGUGAUCAGACUGAAAUAUUGGACCGAAUGAAGGGAAAUGGACGCUUUUGAUUUGUGAUCGAUGCUUCGUUCAACAACAUGGAGACUACAGGGCCAACACCGAAGAGUGAAAAGCAUCAGUUGCUGUAACAGUGGAAUUAGGAGAGGAUAAAGGAAAGAAGGCACGCUGUCUUUGACAAUCUAACAAAGAGAAAGCAAGAACAAAAAUGCCUGACCUUCAUCCUUCAUGUUUCUGAGUAUUUUUGCGUGACAAGUAAAGUGAAACAGAAUUCGGCACUUAGGUGGAUGUACUGUAAUGUCGUUAUAGAAGAGGGACUUGAAUCAUCAGUUCCACUAUAAUUUAUCAAAAACAGAACCGGAAAAACGAAGAUUUACAGCUAUGAUGCCGAUGCCACCGAUGCUUGCCUAUCCACAGCGGGCAACCCCCCGUAAGAAGUCCACCAAAUGGCACGGUGCUCUCCCCGUAAGCGCUAUCGAGAAAGUUCUUGCCCAGGACAACCGGUUCGCUGACAGCCUCCUGACGGAGAAACUGAAGCGUAUUAGAACCGAUCGGUACCGCGCUCAGAGGCUUCUGGACUGGCAAGAGCAGAGCUUCGUUUUGCGGCAGGCUAUCAAGGAGACGGAAUUAAGGGAAAUGGGUAUCCCACACACAUCCUUCUUGCCGGAGAUUGUCAUGAAAAUGACAGAGCCUGAUGUCCGAGCCCGCCGGCCGUUUGGAAGAGUGCGCCGCAGCGUAACUGAGGAAGAACUCAAAGCAGAUAAGACGAGUAAAGCUCCGCCUUUUCUGAAUGACCUCCAGACACGAGACAGUAGACGGACUGUCACAACAGUCAAGUCAGAUCCCUUCCUGGAGGAUGCAAACAACAAAGACAUCUUCACCCGACUUCACGGGAUUGAUCUGCCUCUCUACGGCCCACAGUCUGACGCUAAACGCGAAAAGCGCGAGAGGGAAUUUGUGCACUACCUCCAACGACAGCAGACCAAAGCUAAAGUCACCCUCGACCCCAGGUUCAGGAAGUUGGAGCAGUCUCUGAUUCGCGAUGAGACAAACCUGUUAGUUAAGCUGCCGAGGGGGGACCAGAAACUCUCACCAACCAGCAAUAAGAACAAUAAUGAUGAUGAACAAUUAGUGCACAACGAUCUCCGUGUUGUGACUAAAUCUGCCAAGGUCAUACACAAAGUGCAAACUGAACUCGCGCGGAAACCUAAAUCGGUUUUUGCUAAGUCCGUAUGGAUCGACUUUUCGUGAGCUUUGACAACUUGUGGGUUUUUCUGAAUUGAAACAAGUCUGCUUCAGUUUUAACUUGACAGAAUACUGGUAUGUGGAGACUCCUAGAGACACUCCAUAUCCUUUAACCCACAAGCUAGUACGUAGAAAUUAAACAACAAAAGCCAACGAAAAUUGCUCAAACAAUGACUAUUGAUGGUUUCCCGACAAGGACGGUCUUCAAGAAAUACUAAAGAUCGUUGAUUUGAAACCACAACCGCGGAAUCUGAUCGUUUUGCAGAUCAACAAUAACCCUUAUUUAAAUUCUUCUUUAUUAUAUCUAAAAAUCGCAAAUCCUAUAUAUCACCAAAGGUGAUUUCUGCAAACUUUAACCGCCCCAAAAAACAGGCAGUAAUAUGAGAGAGUUCUUGUUUUUUCAUGGCUUAAGCUACUACUAAUUCGAAGUAAUUAAAGAUAUUGCUUAGCUAGUUUGAUCUAAAAUGUAAAAUAUAUUUCAAUUACCUCCUUUCCAGAAAAUGGAGUACCUUGUUAAUGACUGCUUUCAAAAUAACAAAAUGUGACCAAAAUACUUAAUGUGUAUAUAAUACUUGUAAACUGCAGUGUACAUAAUGUUGAAAGCCAAUCACAAAAAGAAUGACGAGAUGUCACAUACAAAACA
Messenger RNA from Acanthaster planci (crown-of-thorns starfish), 2004 nucleotides. RefSeq lists its product as uncharacterized. Lineage: Eukaryota; Metazoa; Echinodermata; Asteroidea; Valvatida; Acanthasteridae. The record is from RefSeq and is a predicted model, not a curated record.